UCGUUCCUUGAUAAAGAAAAAGGAAGUAUAUACAGUAUUUUGUACUGCAACAUAACCAAAAAGAGAUUAAAAAGAGAGGAAAUGGGAGAGAAAGCGUUGCAGAAACAAGAAAAGGAGGAGACUUGACGGAGUGUGAUGCGUAUUCUUAAUUAGAGUAAAGACGCCUUCUCAUCUCUUCGUAUAAGCAAAAGUCGAAGAUACCGCCCCAUUGCCAUUCUAUACUUUGCUUAUGAAUCGAAUUCCAUUUUCGGCCUUCUUUCUUUCUUUCGACUUCUUUACUACACAACAUUCUGCCCAUUAAACGACGGGAACAAGAAAGAUAAGCUUCGCUGGAUUUGUCAUUAUUGGGAUCCUCAACUCUUUUUUUCUCUUUUGGGUUCACGUAAUCUAACUAUCCGUUUCUGUUUCUUGUCUUGAUCGGAUCUGAAAAGGACUCCCACAACAAUUUAGCGGGAAGAGAGCUUUUGCUACCAAGUUCGAUUUCUAUCUCAGAGUCUUUUCAUGAUUGUUAAGCAUUUGCGUUCUCUAAUGAGAUGACAUCCAAUUCCGUCAGCACGAGGAAUAUUCAUGCUCCCCGUCCUCCAUCUGCCAGACAACAUAGUCGUGAAGCGGGCUCAUCUGAAUCUCGUGCAGUCCCUAAAGAUCACGAUAUGAGAACUACCUAUGCUAAAUCCAGCUCCAAGGCUGUUUCAGAAUGUCGCUAUGAAACAUCCCGUUUUAUUAUGCGAGAAAAUGAGCAAGGGCAGGAGCAAUUUCAUUGUAGAGAUGAAGGAAAAGAUAUAAGCCAGGAGCAGGCUACAACAUCUGAAACCAAUGAUGUCAAGAAUUGCAAUCCUAAUGGGCUUUUGGAAUCAGCUGAUGUUGCUUCAUUGCCUGCUGAAGGAGCUGUAGACCUGUUAAAUGCUCGAUUACUUUCAAAAUCAGGAGUCGCUUACUGUUCAAGCCCCCAAAACAGUUUCUACUCUGCUACAGAGUAUGCAGAAGCUAAACAAAGCUUCACCAACACUGAAGUCAGUGAAAGUAUGAGCAGUGUGGAGAAAAAUGGUGAAAAUGUGGAAGUCAGCAACUUGCGUGAUUUCGUGAAGAGCAGGAAGACUAGUCUAUAUAGAGGCAGCACUGGCAGUGAUUUUAGUGAUGAAACCAGCUCUAGUAGUUUUAGCAGUGCUAUAUACAAACCACACAAAGCAAAUGAUACAAGGUGGGAAGCAAUUCAAGCCGUUAGAACUCGUAAAAAUGGGUCAUUGGAGUCGAAAAAUUUCAGGAUUUUCAAGAGGCUAGGAUGUGGAGAUAUAGGCACUGUCCAUCUGGCGGAGUUGAUUGGCACACAAACUUGUUUUGCCAUAAAAGUGAUGGAUAAAGAAACUCUAGCAAGUCGGAAGAAGCUUCUCAGAGCUCAGACGGAAAGAGAGAUUCUGCAGUCUCUUGAUCAUCCCUUUCUGCCCACCUUAUAUGCUCACUUUGAGACGGAGAAAUUAUCAUUCCUAGUGAUGGAGUUUUGUCCUGGGGGAGAUUUGCAUGCACUUCGGCAAAGACAACCUGGGAAGUUCUUUACAGAGCAUGCUGCCAGGUUCUACAUUGCUGAAGUCCUCCUAGCUUUAGAGUAUCUGCACAUGCUUGGUAUUAUCUACAGAGAUCUUAAACCAGAAAAUGUUUUGGUGAGGGAAGAUGGGCACAUUAUGCUUUCAGAUUUCGACCUUUCGUUGAGAUGUGCGGUGAGCCCAACUCUCGUUAAGUCCUCGAAUGCAGAAUCCAAGAACCUGGGACUCUGCAUUCAGCCAGCUUGCCUCGAGCCAUCAUGCUCCAUCCAGCCUACAUGUUUCCGGCCACGAUUGUCAGGCAAGCCCAAAAAGGAAAAAAAGACGAGACGAUAUGCAGAAAUACACAACCACAUCACUCUUCUUCCGGAACUGAUAGCUGAACCUACAAACGCUCGUUCCAUGUCCUUUGUGGGCACACAUGAAUAUCUAGCACCCGAAAUUGUCAAAGGUGAAGGUCAUGGAAGUGCAGUGGAUUGGUGGACAUUCGGGAUUUUUCUCUAUGAGCUUUUGUUCGGGCGAACACCUUUCAAAGGAGCAGGGAAUCGAGCUACAUUGUUCAACAUUGUUGGACAACCACUGAGGUUCCCUGACUCGCCUACAGUUAGCUUUGCUGCGAGGGACUUGAUCAGAGGGUUGCUGGUGAAAGAACCACAGCAUCGGCUCGCAUACAGACGAGGGGCAACCGAAAUAAAGCAACAUCCAUUUUUUCAGAACGUGAAUUGGGCUCUUAUUCGUUGUGCCAGUCCUCCGGAGGUACCUCCACCCUACAUAAUGGAUAAUGCAGGUGUACCUCCACCGGCGGCUGGGACAGUGCACGGUGUUGAUGUGAAGCCGGCAGGUAAUUACUACGAAAUCGAUUUCUUCUAAACCUGAUUAUUAUUUCCUUUUCAUCUCGCUCGACGUUUCAUCUCUUCGACCCAAUCAUACAUACUUGUAGGCUUACUGUUCCAUUGGAAGGAAUACAGAUCUGUUAUUCAUAUACUGAACUAAGUGUAAAUUGCUGCAAUCCAUUGAUUAUUUUGCUCAAAUUCUCAUGCACAGCACAGGGAUGUAAAAUUCUUGAUAAAGAAAAUGAAAUUAAAGAGAGAAUAUUAUCAUAUCUUGAUACUGUAUGAUUGUAUAUGAAGAAUGAUAAUCCUGUGCUUCUUGCACUGUAGAACCAUUUGAUUACAUAUGAAGAGAGCUGGGCCAAUCUUUGAAGA
Messenger RNA from Sesamum indicum (sesame), 2740 nucleotides. RefSeq names its product protein kinase PVPK-1. Gene Ontology annotation, molecular function: protein kinase activity; ATP binding. Gene Ontology annotation, biological process: protein phosphorylation. The record is from RefSeq and is a predicted model, not a curated record. Lineage: Eukaryota; Viridiplantae; Streptophyta; Magnoliopsida; Lamiales; Pedaliaceae.